AUGGGUCGAGCCCGGAAGCGCACGAUGGACAUGAUCCGCCUGGUCAAGGGCCUGUCCCGCCACGGCGGCAUGCGGCAGCCGUCGUGGGUGCCCAUGGACCGACUGGCAGAGCUCUACAUGCAGCAGCGCGACGGCAUGUUGGACGGCCAGACGGCCUACGAGUUCGCCGACGAGCAGCUGACGCUCAUUGAGAUGGGCAUUCCCGAGGAAGACGCGUUCAAUAUGCUCAUUGAGAAGUACGACCACGUCGAGAGCCACCGGUUCCUCGACAAGUUUGCCAAACUGCGCGGCCUCGAGUUUGCCGAUCCGGCCGAGUACGACGACAUUGAGAGGGGGUGGGUGGAGGCCGAGAGUCGGGCGAUCAAAGAGGCCAUGCGGCUCGAGCACGAGGAGGAAGAGGCGAUCCGCAACAUGUAG
Molecule: messenger RNA, 417 nt
Organism: Hyaloperonospora brassicae
Lineage: Eukaryota; Oomycota; Peronosporomycetes; Peronosporales; Peronosporaceae
Source: the annotation of a GenBank genome assembly